GGCCUCCUCCCCUCCUCAACUCACCACCUACAACAAGUUUGACAGCUCAGCUUUUUUGUGCUCACACGCAGAGAAGCAGCAGCAGCCGGACUCUCGCUCACUGGACUUUUAUCUCUGUCUUCCUCUCAGUUUUUAUCAUUUUUUGCUGGUAUGUGUGCGUCUUGCGGCUCCUGCUGGCUAUGAGGAAUUUCAUGUGUCCGUAGGUUUGGUCACUUUUCCCUGUUGGACCUUUGUUUUAUUUCAGGUUAGCGGCGGUGGUUUUUUUCUUGUUUUUUUUUUUCCAUUAUCGGGCGCCAAAAGAGAAGUUAACCAUGUCGAGGAGCGCGGAGGAGGUGAACAAGCUCACCGAAAGUACAUACAAGAGUGUGAUGGACCAGUUCAACCCAGGACUCAGGAAUCUGGUCAACCUGGGCAAGAACUAUGAGAAAUCAGUGGCUGCAAUGAUCCUGGCGGGAAAGUUGUAUUUUGAUGCAAUGUCUAAGAUUGGGGAGAAUGCUGCAGUGUCUCCUGUCUCCAGAGAAUUAGGUGUAGUGCUGAUGGACAUCUCAGACGUCCACAGGAAGGUUAAUCUCGAGCUGGAAGAAAAUUUUAAGAGGUUCCACAGGGAGAUAAUAUCCGAGCUGGAGAGGAAGACCGACAUGGAUGUCAAAUACAUGACAGCAACAUUUAAGAGGUACCAGAUGGAGCACAAAAUGAAGCAGGAAUCUCUGGAGAGAUCCCAGUCAGACCUGAAGAAGCUGAGGAGGAAGAGUCAAGGCAAGAACGCCAACAAGUAUGAAAGCAAAGAGAGCGAGUGCCUGGAAACGUUGACAAACCGUCAGAUGGACAUGCAGUUGUUUGUCGCAGACGGCUGUAAGGAGGCUCUGCUGGAGGAGAAGAGACGCUUCUGUUUCCUGGUGGACAAACACUGCAUGUUCUCCUACCAGUUCGCUUCCUUCCAUGACAAGGCCAGAGACAUGCUGACGGCAAAGCUGAGCAGCUGGCAGGACCAGUGCAACGACGCCACCAACAUGCCCGACAGUGUCUUAUCGAUGAUUGAGGGACUUCGCACGCAUGUCUCCAUCACACCUCUGCCCUCUCCGUCCCCGUCACGACACAGCGUGAACAUGUCUGCUCCGCCGGCCCCGCCUCUGAAGGCUCAGGCCAGUCCUCUGGCUACCAUUUUCACCCAGGAGAACAACAACACCCCUGUAACCAGCACCACAAACAACAGCAUAGACCACGGGAACAGCGAGGAUAACAAUCUCGCCAGGUCUGUGUCUGUCGCCACCGGCCUCAACAAUAUGGUGAAGAGGCCACGUGUGCGCACCAUCUUCCCCCACACUGCCGGCAACAACAGCACACUGCUCAGCUUUGACGAGGGAGAAGUCAUCACCCUGCUCAUCCCUGACGAGAGAGACGGGUGGAUGUACGGCGAGCUGGAGAAGAAUGGAAAGAGGGGCUGGUUCCCUUCAUCUUACUGCCGUGCUCUCUCCGAACCUCUCGUGAAUAACAACAGUGUGUCCGCUGCCCCGUACCGCAGUCGAAGCGUUGUCAACCUCCACCACCAGGACACGGAGACGGACGAGGCGACCAUGGUGCUCCCCCCGGCGGACUACUGUGACACCCCGCAGCGCAUCGCCAUAAAGAACAACACCAACACCACCGUCACCACAAACAACAACCACCAGCACUCCCCAACGCCCUCUGCAGCCUCCUCCUCCUCGUCUGAUCACACGGCGAUGCAGCCAAAUGGCACCUCAAGACCGCCGCCUGCUUACCUCGCGGGAGGGAACCCAUUCGCCACAGUCCGGCUACGUCCAACCGUCACCAACGACCGCUCCGCACCGGUCAUCUGAUCUAUCCACAUUUUCACACAACCUCCACUCCCACACCUUCUUGUGUCAUCUACCCGUGACGUGCAGCCCUGUCCUGCCUUUACUGUCCAUCAGCUUCUCCUGGUCUGUUUGGAAAACACAGAACUUGCUGAGAAGAAGAAAAAAAAGGCCAUUUGAAUCUGGGAUCCCCUCACUGCUGCAAACCCUCACAUGGAAGUAUUUCGGGACCGUUUUAUUUUACACAACAGAUGGUCAUAUAUUUUAUAUAUAUUGAUAUAUAAAUAUGUUCUAUGUCUAUUAUUGUCCCUCUGUUUGUGGUGGUGAUGUUUUAAAUGACCACAUUCUUUCCCUGCACUUGAGAAAUGGAUGAAUAAAUAUGGUCAGAGAAAAUACUGCAAUGUUUUUAUGCUUGUUCAUUGUCAAAAUGACUGUUAGCAAUCUUUUCUGUUGCCAUAGGACAGACAGUAGAAGAAUGUACUGUAUAGAGGAGGACCUCUGCAUUUCACCUUCAGGUCCGUAUGAAAACUUUGCAUCCGGUGUCGAUACUUACAUGAUGUUGACUGUUGCCGUGCGGAGAGAAAAAUGCAAAUAUUUUUAACAGACUCAUCCAAAAAAGGCUCACAAGUGAUCUUUAGUCCCUCUUGUAUAUACAUUUGCACAACAGAUUAUAUAAAUAUUGUCCUUUGCCAUCUAAUUUAACUUUUUGUAGAGCUAGAUGAUCAUGGAGCGAGGACUCUUGCCUUAAUGACACAAACAUAACUACUGUAAAAAUGUAAUUUACCUGUUGUAUUCUUCAAGUUGUGGACAAUCGUGUCAUCUUUGCAUUGACAGUGCAGUCAUGUCUGCUUUAAUCAUUAAACGUGGUGUUUUAAGCACACUUGUUGGCCCGAAUUACAACCUUAACAGAAUUUGCUGUAUGAAAAAUAAAGAUUUAUUUCUUCA
This is a messenger RNA of Plectropomus leopardus (leopard coralgrouper), 2759 nucleotides long. It is a transcript of the gene baiap2l1b, whose product is annotated as BAR/IMD domain containing adaptor protein 2 like 1b. Gene Ontology annotation, cellular component: cytosol; nucleoplasm. Gene Ontology annotation, molecular function: protein binding. NCBI's taxonomy places the organism in Eukaryota, Metazoa, Chordata, Actinopteri, Perciformes, Serranidae. Gene Ontology annotation, biological process: plasma membrane organization; positive regulation of actin filament polymerization; actin filament bundle assembly. The record is from RefSeq and is a predicted model, not a curated record.